CCUUGGUGGAGUGAGCCGUAGUAGACAUCGUUCCAACCAGUCCUUUCUUCCAUUUACAGGGUUUAAUAGAAGUUCUGUCCAUAUCUUAGCAGUGUUCGAGCAUCAUUAGAUGUAGUCGUGUCUUCAGCGGUUUAGGAGAUGGACCCUUAUCCCGGAGUCACUGACGGUGAUUCUACUAAACAACAGGAGAGACACUAUUACCUGUUAUCAGAACUGCAAACACUAGUAAAAGACUUACCCAGCUCCUUCCAACAGAGACUGUCUUACAACACCCUCAGUGACCUGGCCCAGGCCCUCAUAGACGGAACCGUCUAUGAAAUAGUACAGGGGCUCUUGGACAUUCAGCAUCUGACCGAGAAAAACCUGUACAAUCAGAGGCAAAAGCUCCACUGUGAACACCAAGCCCUUAAACAAGAUCUUGUAAGGAAGCACAAAGAUGCUCUGCAGACAUGCAAAUCUCACAACCUGGCACUUUUCAAGUCAAAUCAUCAAGCCGAGUUAGAGGCUCUGGAAAUUCGUGUGCGAGAGGAGCAAAGGAUGAUGGAUAAGAAGAUUGUGGCUGAAAUGGAUCAAAAAGUAAUAGACCAACAAAACACCUUGGAGAAAGCUGGGGUCCCUGGGUUUUACAUCACCACUAAUCCACAGGAGCUGACAAUGCAGAUGAACCUUCUUGAACUGAUUCUCAAGCUGCAACAGAAGGAAUCUCAAUCUGGAGUCCUUUGAAGCAGAUGCCUAUGGUGACAAAACAAACCAUACAAUAACCAGAUGGUGAUUGGUCUGAGUAAUUGAGAGAUAUUGACAUGUGUUGGUCAAUGUGCAGGAUCGCUCUCUUCAACACACAGGAAAAUCUGUUGUGAUGAGAGUGGCUGUUUUCAGUUACACAAGAAAUAUGUUUCUUGCUCUGAAGGAUAGCAGUAGCAAGGUGUGGCUUGGCAAAGUUAAGUGACUGAAUAACAUGUGGCACAUUGUAACAAGAGACAGCUACAUAUAGUUCAGUCACAUUCAGCAAGACACGAGGUGGUUUUCUUUAUAUGGGUCUCAAAAUGACUUUGAAGGAGUUACCUUGAGGUGUAUGCACUUUACAUGUAUGAGAGACCCCACUUUGGGCAGCUACAGUUUCUUUUUAGCAUUUUCUGCUGUGGGCAAAGCUAUUUUAGGAGGAUGUGCACCCUACUGUUCUGUUAAAUUUGCCAUUUAUAAAACAGAAGCAGACCAAAUCUCUUUCUGCAAAAUGUGUAAAUGUUUGUCAGGGAAAAGUGUGUGCUACUUAAUGUUUGCUUUCCUUCAAUAAUAAAGGACUCAUUUGCUACA
This is a messenger RNA of Sphaeramia orbicularis (orbiculate cardinalfish), 1311 nucleotides long. RefSeq names its product DiGeorge syndrome critical region gene 6 (gene dgcr6). The record is from RefSeq and is a predicted model, not a curated record. The coding region runs from base 139 to 723 and encodes 194 amino acids. NCBI's taxonomy places the organism in Eukaryota, Metazoa, Chordata, Actinopteri, Kurtiformes, Apogonidae. The transcript has 6 exons.